Molecule: messenger RNA, 3691 nt
Organism: Musa acuminata AAA Group (dessert banana)
Lineage: Eukaryota; Viridiplantae; Streptophyta; Magnoliopsida; Zingiberales; Musaceae
Exons: 3
Coding region: 857-3478 (873 amino acids)
Source: RefSeq, a predicted model, not a curated record
CUCAUACCCACUUGUGAUCGCACAUCCCACCGCCCUUUUGAUCCUUGGAUUCUUUGUAGGCGGGAGCGAAGUGGAUGAUUGCAAGCUCGCGCUGUGGCAUCGUCGCCUAUCCACGCAUAGACAGACCAAAGCUUUGUUUUGGCUUCUUGCUUUGCUUUGAACUAAAGAUUACCGCUGCACGGCCUUUUGAGCGACCAUUUAUCAAAGCUGCCUCUUUGUUCAGCGCUUUGCAUGGAGUGGUCCUAUCGAGAUUUGUCGCUAAAGAAGAUAAAGCCUACAGCGAUUACUUGCAGAGGACGGGAGCAAUCAUUCGUGCUUCAUUGUGAUCGAAGCAAUCAUUGGCAAUUUCCCUUUGCUUACCGAACCCACCACGGAUUGACCGCAACGGGGUACGCACUCGACGGCCACAUAGAAGAUGGAGGACGACGAGGCGCGGUCGCAUGACGGGCCGCACGUCUUUUCUUGCCCACCGCCACCGCCAGCCGCUUCCCCUCCCUAAUUCCCUCCGCGAUCGCGGGUUCCCCGCCCCGCUUCUCUCUCUCGUUUGGGCUUGCACCUGCGGUGGUAAGUCUCUUACUUUACUACCAAGGCUACCUUGAUGCCAGCUACACUCUUCGAUGUGACCCAGGAGACGGGGCAAGGCAGAUCUACUUCGGCAAUUCUUCUUCUUCUUCUUGCUGCAUUUUGCAUUUGUCACACCGAAAGAGAUUGAAUGCGAAGUUUCUUUCUCCCUCAACAUGAAGCCAUGAACUCAUGAGAACCGAGUACACUGUCUUGUUGUGAGAGUCAUCAAUUGCUACCACUUCUGUUGCGUCAUACAAGGAAGCUAGCUGCAGUCAAGAACAAUGAAAGAACUAUGAUAGAAAUGGGAUUCAAUCAGAGUGAGAAGAUGAGAUCACUUCAGCACCGUUCCUCAAAAUCAUCCAAGGAGAAAGGUCUCCCCUCGAGUGAAACCAAGAAUGCUCAUGUGUUAGAGAAGGUUGGAACUCUUAAAACCGAAAGGCUUCGAAAGCCAUGGCCUCGUAGGAAUGCGACCGGGAUCGAAGGACCAAUUAAGAACAUGUCGAAUGUACCUUAUUAUCUUCAGCGCAAAGAAAAUGGAGAUAAUAUUCAUGAAAAGGCACUGAACUUUGGAGUACUGGAUUGGGGGCUUCUCGAGAGAUGGGCAUACCACCAAAGAAGUGUCACAGAUGUGGGUGGUGGAGACUCUGCAUCAAGUAGCACCAUGUCAUCGACAUUUUCUACAUUUGGUUCUUCAAACCAAUCUUGUAGAACCAUGUCUAGUUCUCGAGGGAAGAAAUCUCCUUCAGCGUUUCAUCGUAAGAAACCACCUGUUCUGGACAGUUCAAUUAAGAUGUCUGAGAAAGAAAGCUCUGCACAUACAAAUGGCUUUUGUGGUUCAAGAAUCUCUUCUUCUUCUAAGUUUCCUGUCCAGCAUGAGAGACAUUCCGACAGAGAUUUUUGUUUAAUCGUUGACCACAAACUUGGUACAGAUGACAAUAAAAAUUUGGAUUCACAAGCCAUUUCAAGUGAAGUAUGCGUAGCUCUGCAUUCUGCAACUUCGCCUUCAGGAUAUAAGAUUGAUGACUCUCCUGCAACAAAAGUGGUGGAGGACCAAAACAGUAGCCUGAUGAAAGCAGAAAUGCCACAGGAUUACCCUCAUAGCCUACCCAUAGCCGAUGAUAUGCCAUGGUUAUCCCUGGAUCGGAGAGUAAGAUGGGGUUAUCUUCGACAGAGUGUGGACGGCGGAUGUCUUAAUUCUGAUUCCCCGUUAACUAGUGAUGGCUGGCUGGAUGAGCGGAAUGGCAACAAUUAUUCACGCAGUUUAGCUGAAGAUGUUGAGAUCAUCCGACAGUAUCCUCAUGUUCCGCAUUCAUGUCCUCUCCCACGGACAAUUCUGAAAGAUGAACCUGAUAUAUCCUGCACUCUUCCGUCGGAAAGUUCAGGACCAACCGAAAAAUUAUUUCCUAUAGAUCCUUGCAAGCAACUUGAAGUUAACACAAUCCAAGAAUCUAGAAAAUCUGGGGCAAAAGCUAUGGCUGUGACAGGAAAGAAAUCAUCUGACCAUCCAACUAGUGUUGGUUUAAGCCGAAUGAGCAGAAGUUGUAGAUUGAAGGAGGGUUCAUCUGAAGAACAAUUCGAGACAAUUUCUUAUCUAUAUAAUUCACAGGGAGAUCAAGCAACCAGAAAUAACAAAGGCCGGCAAAGCCCACUGAGGAGGAUACUUGAUCCUCUAUUUAAGCCAAAGAACAAUCUUCGUUUGACUGGGAUAGCUGCAGCCUUACCGGGCCGCCAUUCCUGUGAACUAAGUAGAACCGUCAAAGCAUUCCAUGGAUUGCACAAGCCAUCAAGAACAAGUGUUGAUUCUACGUGCCAGCCUAGGAGAAGCAUGAACGCUUCAAAUAGAUUGUCCAUCAAUGGUAAAGGAAUACAUCAGGAUGAAAAGCAUAUGGCAUCAGUGAAGCAAGCAUUUCUUCAACUUGCUUGGGAAAAUGGAUAUCCUUCGUUUAUAAUCUCGUCUUGCGACAGUGAGGUACUGGCAGCGACGACAACAACGACAAGUGUCAGCAAUGAUGAUGGCCUUGAGUGCAUAUAUAAGCUAUUCUCCAUUAAAGACUCUAAGAAGAAAAGCAUGUUCUGGAGCAACCCUGUAAGCAAGGGCAAGAAGCAUCAGCUGACCUCCAAUGUUGUUGGCCAGCUGAGGGUUUCACUUUGCAAGUUGAGGAGCUACCAGUAUGACAAUUCUCAUGUCGUGAGAGAGUUUAAUCUGUUUGGUGCUGAAUCCACACCAACAUCUCACAAACCUGUUGACAAUCCAAUUGAGAGCGAGCUGGCUGCCGUCGUCGUUAAUCUACCACUGGAAAGGCCAAAAAGUACAAAUGUUGGUGAUUUGCGCUGCAGUGAAUUCACAAGUGCUCCGAACGAAGAGAAACGUUUGCAGACCGAUCGGCAUGAUGUUGCUGUAGAUCGAUCUGGUGUAUCUGUCAUACUUCCGAGUGGUGUUCAUGGAUUGUCAACCGAUGGUGAGCCCUCACCUCUGAUAGAAAGAUGGAGAUCAGGAGGAGCUUGUGAUUGUGGUGGUUGGGAUGAGGGUUGCAAGCUAACCAUUCUUAGCGACAAGCUCCAAGAGUGCACCUCUGGUUCAUUCCAAGAUCGUCAAACUACAGACCGUACUUACAGAUUUGAGCUAUUCAUUCAGGGUGGAUCUCAAGAAAAAAGACAUGCCUUCAGCAUGGUUUCUUUCGGAGACGGGCGGUAUGCUGUCGAUUAUCUAUCUUCCAUUUCUCUGCUUCAGGCUUUUGCAAUCUGCAUAGCAAUCCAUCAUGGCAGGAAACCUGACAAUUCUUCAGCAGAACCAAAAAGCUUCCGGGAACAUGAUGUCGUCUGUGGUCAGUCAGGGAGAGCUCUUAGAGCCCAAGGUGAUCAUGCUAGCUAUGUACCAAAUCAUCCCCCUCUUUCUCCCGUUGGAAGAGCUUAAUCGUCUCCAUGGUACAUUAUAGCCUGGGUCGUGGUACUUCUGAACAUGUUUCUUCCCCAAUUAGCCUGUUCAUUGUGGUAGAGGUGAAAGGAGCACUACAAAGUUGCGUCCAUAGUCUAUACAGAAAACAAUAGCAGUACACUGGGAAAUAAGGUACUUCCAUCAGUAUUAUUGUCAUUUAGCAUCCUAAUAUAUCGACUAUAUAACUAUAGA